AUGAUCCAAGCUGAGCAGCGCGAUGUCGACUGGGGCGAUCGACAGCCACAAGUCUGGCAUGUCCCUGUGCCUGUACCUGUGCGAGCGGCAGGAUCCUCUGGACCGAUGACGUCCCAUGCGCCGCGUCGUAUCCGAGCCUCGACGAUAGACGCGCUUCUUCGUGAUUGGGAAAGUCGUGUCUCGCAGCAUGAGCACGAGUCUGACUCUGGGCCCGUGCUGGACCUUGAGCGUGAAAUCGAGCACGAACUAGACCCUGCGUGGAUUCCCGUGAACGAGGACACGUACACGCCUGCGUUGUUUGCACCGCUUCCAGACGCAUGGAUUGACACGCUUGCUGAGAAGGCAGAAAAUGACGCGUUCUCGUACGAGAUCUCGCCGCACGAUAUGCUGCUGGACCGACUUACUAACGAUGCGGCCGCACCGCUCAUAGUGAGUGCAGACAACAUGAUAGAGACGGACCGAGGCAUAGAAAUGCCAAUCGUUCGCACGAGCCACGAGCCACUAACCAUGCAAAAACAUGCCCCCGUCACCAGUAAGGCAUCCAGCGCGCCGCCUCCGAAGCAAAGCGUUCGAGACCUCUUUGAUUGGCGCACCGUUGCACCAUCUCAGCAAGGUGUUGCAUUGCCAGGACAUGUCUACACACACAUGAUUGGUGAGCGAUGGGACAGCGAGACAUGGGUGGCGAAGCGGCGGAAACCCUCACAGACCCUCUUGUUGCGCACAGCGCACCAAGCAGCGAGAGCCGCUGGACGGCAACGUCAGCACCAUGAGCCACAUCUAUACCCAGGAGAGCGUGCCUUGCUAGACAGCCGAUCACUCACACUUGCUGCUCGGACAUACCAGCAGCAUUGGAGGCAUGUGCUUGCGUAUGAACGGGAGCACCACGAGUCAGAAGUCGACGAGCAGCGAGCCCAGCCGAUCGAAGAGCUCAUCGCGCAGGGCGUAGCGCUCGAUGGACUCAUGGCGUUUUGGCAAAAAGAACGGCACUUUGGCCGGCGUCUCGCUGUGUUCAAGUACCCAGGUUCACGACGGCUGCCGCCACACAAGUUCCAAUCGGGCACCGUGAUCGAUGUGGCGCCAGAUGCACCCGACACACCAGCGGACUGGUAUUUGCCUAAGCGAGCUAGGCGAUUCACAGGCAUCGCGGCGGCGGCAACACCAGCAGCAGCGCCACGAUCGUCCUCGUCGUCGCCCUCGCGCGCUGUCCGGAUUCCGGCUGAGGUGCUGGAUGUGACGUCCACACAGAUGAGAGUGCGGUUCAGCGAGGCAUACGAGCGCAUCGACCUGAGUGCUUUCGACAGCUGGCGCAUAGAUCGCGGAGAAAGUAAUGUGGUGAAUGAGCGGACAGAAGCUGCGCUGGACGCACUUUUGUACUCGCCCGCGGACGUCGUCCGUGCAAUGACACCCGAAAAACAAUAUGCACUAGCAGGCACAGAGCUCCGUGAUGUGCUGACGGGCAUCGCUUCGUGGCCCAGUCCCAUGUACACAUACGAUCAAAAUGCGGAUGGACUCUUUGCCAACGACCAGCGGAUCCGCAGCUGGUACGAGCGGUACGCUAGGGAUGAUCCUAUUCGUAUGGACGGCGACCCUGACCUAAGACUCAACGCGAGUCAGCUUCAAGCUGUCGCGAUGAUGCUCAAGGAGCGCGUAAGCCUCGUGCAGGGCCCCCCGGGCACUGGCAAGACUCGCACCCUCGUCCAGACCGUGUCGCUUCUGAAGAGGCACUUCCAAGUGCCACAUCCGAUCCUUCUUGCGGCCCACACCAAUGUCGCUGUCGACAACCUCGCUGAGGGGUGUGUGAAAGUGGGCCUACGCGUGGUACGUGCUGGCUCAUCGACCGCGAUGCGUGCGAGUCUGGAGCCUGUCUCGUUCGACGCUCAGUUUCAGCAGCAUGCCAACUACCGCAUGCUUUGUGCAGCCGAGAAGAACCUGCGUGAGCAGCAGCAGUACCGUGAUGCGCUCCAAGAGCAGAUCGCGCUCGCCAAGCAGGAUUCUGCAGCGGGCCUGCGCCUCAAGCUCCGGCAUGUGUGCCAAACUGUGACGAAGCUGACCGCCAAGUGCCAUCUCGUGCGGAAUCGCAUGUAUGCAGAUGUACUGCACCGUGCGGAUGUGGUUUGUACGACCGCCGUAGCGGCUGGGUCGUCUCAGCUCGCUACGAUUGACUUUCCCGUCGUGUUUCUUGACGAAAGCUCCAUGGCCACUGAGCCGAUCGCUCUGAUCCCGCUUAUGAAAGGCUGUGCACAGCUGGGCCUCGUUGGUGAUCACAAACAGCUGCCGCCUGUGCUGCAUAGUGCUGACGCGCGACACGCAGGACUCUCGAUGAGCUUGUUUGAGCGGCUCAUGCGCCGCAUGAUCGUGGGCCGCCGCGGCAAGACGGCUGGAAACACCAUAUCAGCGACCGCGGCCUCUCCUGCCGCCGCGCAGGACAUGCGGCCGAUCCCAUCGAUCAUGCUAUCUGAGCAAUUCCGCAUGCAUCCUACGCUCUCGAGUUUUCCGAAUCGGCACUUUUACGACGGUGCCCUGAAGGAUGCGCCUUCAACAAGUGCUAGGCAGCCGUACAACAGUGUGUUUGCUGCACGCAAUGCUCAUGGCGAGGCACUGCCACUGACUCUAGUGACGCAUGCGCCUGUACCAUUCAGCACGGGCCUGCUGACCCGUGGCGUGUCGCCACACAACCAGCCUCAGGCCGACAUGGUGCUGGAGCUGGUCUGUGACUUGCUCGAGCGGAAUCCGUCGCUAUCGGGGACAGAGAUUGGCAUCGUGACGCCGUACGAAGCGCAAGUCCGCUUGCUUCGAAAAAUGCUCGCGGCUGCGGCAGCUGCCGCAGCCGUGGCCAGCCCAGCAACGCCGCCCGCUAGCUUCCCGUGGCUCAGUGAAGACGCCAUGGAUUUUCUUGCUGGCGUCAGCAUCGCACGGGCACACGAGUUGGCUGCGAUCGAGGUGCAUACCGUUGAUGGCUUCGAAGGGCGUGAAAAGCCAGUGAUGAUCUUUAGCACCGUCAAGGCCAGCGGCGGAUCUGUCGAAGGCACAGCGGCUCUGUAUCGAGCGCGGACUGAGCCGUCCGACGAAACAGCAGCACGUCUCGAACAUGUGGCGAAUGUACGCGGGGGCUAUGUGGGAUUCCUUGCAGAUGCACGCCGCAUGAACGUGGCUCUGACUCGUGCGCAGCGGCAGCUCUUUGUCGUGGGCAAUCUCGAGACACUUUUGUGCGCGCGUCUGGGCGAAGGCGGCGCAGAAAACGUCGAGUGCCAGGAUGUGCAUGUGAUCCGGCAGUACGCACGAUGGCUACUCGCGCACGGCUACGUUGUGGACAUGCAAGAUGUACGUGACAGACAGUUGGAUGCACAGCUUAGAUAG
This is a messenger RNA of Malassezia globosa CBS 7966, 3357 nucleotides long. RefSeq lists its product as uncharacterized. The transcript has a single exon. Gene Ontology annotation, molecular function: helicase activity. The record is from RefSeq and is a predicted model, not a curated record. NCBI's taxonomy places the organism in Eukaryota, Fungi, Basidiomycota, Malasseziomycetes, Malasseziales, Malasseziaceae. The coding region runs from base 1 to 3357 and encodes 1118 amino acids.